AUGAGUGAUAACAAAUCAUUUAGACUUUCUUCACUGGGCCUCCAGAAUGUCGGAAUUGGCCAUAAGACUGAUAAUUUUACCCUUGUUGUUGGUGAUAAAUCUUAUAAAUGCAACAAAUUUUUUGUCGAUUUUAUAUCUCCAAAAAUUGCAGAAAUUCAUUUAAUUGAUCCUUUAUUGGAUACAUUUCAGCUUGAUAUUCCAGAUCCAAAUGGCUAUUUUUCAAUUUUAUUAGAUCUCAUGAACGGAAAACCAAUCAAAUUACAAACAGAACACCUUGAAUUUCUUAAAAAAGCUGCACAUGCAUUGGGCAAUAAUGAAUUACUCCUUAAAUUAUUAGAUAUUCCAAAUGAAAAUAUCAAUUAUCGAAACGCUCUUUCAGUAUUAGAAGAAAAACUACCUUAUGGACUUGAUGUUACAAAUGAGAUCAAUAUUAUCGCUUCAUCUUUUUAUAAUAUUAAAUCAAAACUUCUUGAAGAUUUGGAUAUCGAUAUUUUAAUGAGAAUAUUAAAUUCUCCGAACCUUGUUAUAGAAUCAGAAAGAAAACUAUUCAAAUUUGUUAAGAGAAUUAUAGAAAAUAAUGAAGAAGGACAAGUUUUAUUAUCCUCAAUUAACUACACUCAACUUCCUGAUGAAGAUAUGGAGCAAUUUGGUAAAAUAGUUCAAUUUGAUGAGUCAAAGACUUUGUUGUGGAACUCAUUCCAGUCAAGACUUUUAUUGGAGUGUAAAGUCGUACAGCAAAAGACUAGAUACAACAAGAAGAUUGCUAAAUGUUUAUAUGUUGAAGACAAAAUGUUCGAUGGUAUCUUUAAUUAUAUUAGAAAACUUAAUAAAGGUGUAAAUCCAAUUGAUUGUGGUGCUGUUUCAGCUAAAGUGCAAGUUUCGGAAUGUACAAUUAAGAUUAGAGAGUUAUUUGAGCGAGACACUCAUCCAAGAUGGUAUUUGACAGAAAAAGAUAAUAAUUUCCUCCAAUUUGACUUUAUUAAUGGAAAAGUUUCAAUGAAUGGUUAUAGUUGGGGUAGUGGAAGUGAGAGUAGCUACUGGGAAUUCCCUGUUUCAUAUACUUGGGAAGGAUCUGAAGAUAAUGAGAACUGGACACCAAUAGAUAUCAAAGAUAACAACGAAGAAAUGGGUGGAAAUGAGAAAACUCAUCACUGGGACUGCGAAAAGAGCCCGUUCUUCAGAUAUAUCAGAUUUAGAUUAAGAAACGUCCAAAGAAGAGGUGGCCUUUACUCAACACAGCUUGAAUUAUUUGGUUUCUAUGAAGAACCAAAAGAACAAAAUCCAAAUAAGUAA
Molecule: messenger RNA, 1293 nt
Organism: Trichomonas vaginalis G3
Lineage: Eukaryota; Parabasalia; Trichomonadida; Trichomonadidae
Product: protein ubiquitination
Exons: 1
Coding region: 1-1293 (430 amino acids)
Source: RefSeq, a predicted model, not a curated record